AUGGAGAAUGAUAGGACAGGAUAUAUUCCGGGGGUACCCUAUAGGACUGACCUUGAGUUAGCUAAAUAUGACGCCGAGUCAUACAAAUCUGACAUCGAGUCAUCAAAAUCUGAUGUCGAUUCAUUAAAAUCUGACAUCGAGUCAUCAAAAUCUGACAUCGAGUCAUCCAAAUCUGAUGUUGAUUCAUCCAAAUGUGACAUCGACUCACCCAAAUGUGACAUCGAGUCAUCCAAAUCUGACAUCGAGUCAUCCAAAUCUGAUGUUGAUUCAUCCAAAUGUGACAUCGACUCACCCAAAUGUGACAUCGAGUCAUCCAAAUCUGACAUCGAGUCAUCCAAAUCUGAUGUUGAUUCAUCCAAAUGUGACAUCAUCACCCAAAUGUGA
Molecule: messenger RNA, 384 nt
Organism: Homalodisca vitripennis (glassy-winged sharpshooter)
Lineage: Eukaryota; Metazoa; Arthropoda; Insecta; Hemiptera; Cicadellidae
Product: suppressor protein SRP40-like
Exons: 1
Coding region: 1-384 (127 amino acids)
Source: RefSeq, a predicted model, not a curated record